Molecule: messenger RNA, 8367 nt
Organism: Pristis pectinata (smalltooth sawfish)
Lineage: Eukaryota; Metazoa; Chordata; Chondrichthyes; Rhinopristiformes; Pristidae
Product: coiled-coil domain-containing protein 91-like
Exons: 13
Coding region: 237-1595 (452 amino acids)
Biological process (GO): Golgi to lysosome transport
Cellular component (GO): trans-Golgi network
Source: RefSeq, a predicted model, not a curated record
UCAGCGUCCCUGUGACCGGAUCUCCGCCGCCCUGGGCCCGCCACCGGCAGUGGGUCUCCAGCUGCUAUGGGCGCUCACUGGGUGAUGCCCCGGGGGUGAGAGAUUCGGUCCUGUGUACGGUUGGUGGAGGAGCUUUUGGUUUGGAAUAAAUGUAGGCCCGGGGAAGUUAUGGUUCGCCCACGGCGCCUGGCGCCCUUCGCCGUCCGGAUGGUCCUUGCUUACGUGCACGGUGAAGGAUGGACGAUGAUGAAUUUGGAGGAUUUGAGGCAGCAGAGAACUUUGAAGAUGGUGAAACGGGAACACAGUCAGUCUCCCCAGCCAUUCCUUGGGCAGCAUUUUCAGCAGGGCCAGGAGUGGAGCUGGGCCAAAGAAAUCCUCCAGACAUCCUCAUCAACCAGACAACACAAUCAUUUGGAAAGAACAUUUCAAAAUCUGCCCUCUUUCCAGAUAUUGAGCCUGACUCUGAUUUGAGAGUUGAGUCAAUGGAAAGUGCCAUUGCAGAACAAAUUCCAUCAUCAGAAAAGGUUCAGCAGACGUCUCAACUAUUAUUUGAUAAUGUUGUGGCAUCAGCAACUUUGCAGGAAAAGGAUCCUCGACAAUCUACAGAUCUUGCAGAAUGCCCAAUGCCCAUAGAAACACACAAGCUUGAAGUAAAAUCAAAAGAAACACUGGAAAAUGUGGAGGAAAAACUUUCUGCUGCUGAGAAGGAAAAACUUGAAAUGAAAAAGGCAUUAGCAGAGAUGUUUGAGAAGUACUCAACAUUAGAGGAAGAAUAUUUACAAGAGAAAAAAGCAGAGGAAGCUGCACACCAAGAUCACUACAAUCAACUUCAGGAAAAACAUAAGCAGCAGUUAGAAGAUCUUAGAAAAGCUGGCCAUGGUGCACUUAGCAUUAUCAUUGAUGAAUUUAAGGCAUUAACAAAGUCUGCUGUACUGCAGCAGCAAGAAACAAGCAGAACAUGUCUUCAAUCAGCCAUAGAAAAACAAAUGCAGAAAUGUGAAGAGUUGCUCACUGCUCAGCAUGAGCAGUUUGUUGAAUUACUGGAAAAAGAAAAAUGUGCACUGCAAGACAAGAUAAAAGAAGCUUUGGAGGAACAAACAAAACAGCAUAAGGACGUACUUGAAAAGUGUGUGGUCGAAGAAAGGCUACGAAGCACGGAGGCAAUGGAAAAAGUUGUACAGGCAGAAAAGGAAAUCAUUACAGAGGCUGUUUUGAAAGCUGUGCAAGUGGAGAGAGAAAGGAUGGAAAAGAUCCAGAUGGAGAAAAGAGAACUAUGGGAAAUUGAGCGUGGCAAGGACCAAGAAAAAUUUGAGCAGGCUAUCCAGGAGGCGUUGCAAGAGGAGAGGAACAAAAGCCAGGAAGCCAUAAGGGAAGCAGUAAAUCAAGAACGAAAAAAAAGUAAGAAAGCUGUAGAGGAGACAAUUCAAAAAGCCAGGGAGGAUAUGGUAAAAUAUAUCAAGGAGCAAAAGAGGCUUGACCAAAUGGCUCAACAGCGUAACCUAACCAGUUUGGGACUGUUUCUAUCAUGUGCACAGAAGCAGUUAUCUGCACUUUUGGAAGAUAUGCCUUUAGCUGUGGAACAAGACAUUGAAUAACUUCAAGAUGUUUAAACAGAUGAAGCAAGAAAACCAAAUACAAUAAUACAAUAAACCUGACACCACCCAUUUGGUUUCUGUGUGUUUGGAUAUGCCAUUCCUGUUGUGCAUGCCAGUUUAAAAUGUGUGCGCAAUAUUUACUUGAAGUCAGUAGCAGCCUUAAAGACCUUCAAAACAGAUUCUCUUUUGUUUGCACAAAAAAAAUUAUGAACUUAAUUGGCACAAGACUAUUAAGCUGGCUUAAUAAAGGAAGUAACAUUAAGCUUAUAAACAUUAAUUUUACACAAAAGGGGCACCCUUGUGUUCAUAUGUCAUUAAGCUUUAACUUUAUAAGCACUGUAAUAUGAGACCUAUAAAUACCAACUUUGUACAGAUACUGAAAUUGCCUUUAUCUAAUGCCAGGUGUAUAUUUCUUAAUCAUAGUCAUUUGCAACAACUGAAGAGUUUUGGACAAUAGGGACUUUAAACCAGUUUUAAGUGAUCUUGUACAUCCUCCAUGAGAAAUUUUUAGUUUCCUUAAUUUUAUAUUGUCUGCUGAGAAAUAACACUAUACUUUUUAUGGGUUCCUGCUUCAUUGUUUUUCUUUGCAACUAAGGGGCUUACCAGAUAGUUGUGCACAUCAAAAUACUUGGUUAUUAAUUUGAAUUCAUAUUGAACUUAUCACAGCAAUAUACAAAACCUGCUUUUAUUUUAGCUCAAAUAUUUAAGUUGUGAGUUUGGAAUAAUGAGAGGUAAUCUAAUUGAAAUGUCUCACUUUUAGAGAGCUUCUCAAAAUCAAUUUGUUGUUUCCCCUAGAAAGUCUAGAAUUAUGGAUCAUAAUCUCAGUUUUAAGUUAUUAGCCAUUUAGGUCUGAGGUGAAAGAUUUCUUCACUUAUGCUUAUGAAUCCUCAGAAAGAGGACUGGAGGUUCUUAGUAAGAGAGUACAGUAAAUACAGGUUAAUGUAUUUUUGGACAUGAAGACAUAUGGGGAAAUGGUCGAACACCUGGAGAUGACGAAAAAUUUAGCUGUGAUCUCAUUGAACAAUCAAAUUCGGUUUGGCCUAUUCUUUUUAAUGCACUUUUAUUCUUGCAUAUUCGGACCAUCGACUGGAGCACUGAGCUCUCAAAUGCAAGACUGGUAUUAGUCAUUUGAGUCAUAAAGUUAUACAGCACGGAAACAGGCCCUUCUGCUUAGCUGGUCUAUGCUGACCAUUAGUACAUGCUUCUUAACAUCUUGAUCUCCAUCCUGCAUUCUUCUGAUUUUUACAGUCAUCAUGUGCAACUUGUGGCAUUAUUCUGUGGUGGGCACCAUUUUGAAAUUAAUUCAGCAUUUGAGAGGUCCAAAAUAUGCACACAUGGGAGCUGAACUUUACAGCUAUAAUCCCUUGUUAGCAUUGUGAUUCAGCAUGUCUGUGAAAUAGUGUAAUACUUUGCUUUCCAUUAGUUUAUAACAUGUGAGAUCAUUUGAAUGAAAUUGAAGACUAAUUAUUGUGUCAAUGGGAAAAGUUUUAAAAAAAUUGUGCAAUUGUGUGUGUGCAGGCAAAUUGGUAAUGCUACAGAUACUCAGCUGGUUGGGCAGCAUCAAUGGAUAGGGAAACAGUUUUGACAUUACAAGUCAAUUACCUUUCACCGAAUGGAAACCACUGUGUAUUUUUAUUUCAGAUUUCCAGCAUCUGCAAUUUUAAGUUUUUAAAUUCACAAGUAUGCUUACGUGACCAUAUAUAGCAUGACAGCUAAAACAUGGAUGGGACUAUUGGUCCCCAUUAGAUGAGGGGAUCAUUUUCCCUGUUUUGGGUCAAGUUUUCUGCCAUAUUGUAUUUCACUAAUUUUGGUUAUGUUUAUGUAGAAUCAAGGUUUUGCAAAGCAUAAUAUUUAAACAUUUUAAUCAAGGUAUUUUCUGCACUGCGCUCCUUUGUCAUGAUUUCUCUAUUUGGCAGGGGUAGAAAUCAAAGGUUAAAAAAUAUUCAACAAGGUAAUGAUCUAUUUUAGAAAUAUUGGCUUCUGGUAUGAACAUUCAAGCUAAUUUUAUGUAGAUUGAAACAGGAAAAGAAAAGAAAUUGCCUGUAUGAUGUGAAAAUGUAAUGUUGCUACUUAAUCAUUUUUUAAGCAAUUCAGUGAGAACCUCUGGCCUUCAGUGUCUCAUUAGGACUGGCUUCCUUACUAUGGCAAAACGAUAAAUACUACAUUAUUGUGAUCUGCCUUUAUGGUAGUGUAUACUUUCUAUUGCUUCAAUGCUAAUAUUUUAUAUUUAAAGAGUACUAGUAAGUAAAGCAGAAAACCAUUAACUGCAGCAGCUGAGCAAUAUUAAUAAACAAUUGGUGCUCCCUGAGUAAACAUCUUCGUAGUUCACUUUACCCUUAUCCCCAUCCCAACCCCCACCAUGCAAAUUUGGCAAGACUGGGGGUAAACAUAAUGAUUAGAUCAUCUUUGCAAGGCUCAUCUUAUUAACUUGUAAAAACAUGCUUAUACAUUCAAAUAAUAGCAAAUUGUACACCUCCUGUCAGCAUGGUCAUUCAUCACAAAUUCUUUCAAUACUUCAGGAAUAUCUAACACAUGGAAAAAGGAAAAAAAUUGACACUUCAAUUACAUAACUGAGUGAUAAAGUACAGCAAAAGGAAAUGUAUUAGACUUGAGAACAUAAGAUAUGUUGUUUAAAAACCUCAUUUAAUCCAUGACAACUGCAGAACAGAUGACCUUGACAGAUGUCUUAUUAAUGAUAAAAGCCAGAGGUAGAAAACAAAUGACUUACGGCUGUCAGAGAAUGCUCAGGACUUUUCAAACCUCAAAUAUAUAGUCAAACAAUAACAGGUUAUUUUGUAUUUUCUGCUUUUAAAAAGAAAGGAUAAAUGGAAUAAUUGCAAACUUAGCAGCCUAUUCAUAAUGAUAAGCAAAUAAACAGGAAAAAAAUAUGAAAAGCAGCGUUAAUUGUCAUUUAGAAAGGUAUGUUUUAAUCAAACCCAGUAAAUUUUGAUUUGGUUGGGAAAAGUCAUGCCUGACAAACUAGAUUGAAUAUUUUGAGGAAGGAAAAGGAAGGCCAAUGAGUGUAAUACAGUUGUAAUGUAAGCGUAUGUUUACAAGGCAUUUGACAAAAUUCUCCAUGGCAAGCUGAUCUGAAUAGAAAAGGCCAUUCCAUCCAAAACCAAGUGGAAAGUUGAAUACACAACUGCCUCUGACAAAGUAGCAAGUUUAAUGGUCCAGGUGUUGGUGUGAUGAAGGUUGAUCUCUGCUGGGCUUGGUGCCGGGUCUCUUUCAUAAUCAACAAUUGAGGCAAAAUAUAAGCAAUUUUGCAGAUAAUACAAAAAAAUGGAUGCGUCAUUUAUAGGGAAGAACAGUGUUAGUUGCUGAAAAAAGUCAGUGGAAAGUUGGAAAUUAAAUUCAGAACUUUUAGAAGAGCAUACAUAGCCUCUGUCUUAUACUACAGUGAAUUUGUAUUAAGGAUAAAGAGGCUUUGCCUUGUUUAGGGUGGAGUUCGGGACUUCACUGUCUGAAAGGAUGUAAAGACAAGCUUGUAUUGCCUUUAAAAAAAAUGCAUAGAUGGGCACAGCAUUGUCAACUUGUAUAUAUGCCUACAGACCAAGAGUUGGCAUGUGAUUAGGCUAGGGAGUUUUCUGGCUGCCUUUCAUGUGAUGGGCUGAAUAGGCUUAUAUUUGUAUAAUAUAUAGUUUUAAUAUAGGAAAAUUUCCUGGGAUUGUUCACAAGAACAUGAUCUGAUUUAAAAAUUGACACCAAACCAAAGGAGGAAAUAUUAUUGUAUCAUCUGCUUCUUAGUUACAGGAACUUUCACUGGUAAGUUACAAAUUUUUGAGUUCAAGUCCCACUCCUGAAACUUGACCUCUGAAACCUAGGCUGACACUCCAUGCACUAAGUGCAUGCUACUUGAUAGGAGGUGUCAUCUUUCAGAUUGGAUGCUAAACUGGGAUCUUAUCUGCUGUCUUAGUUGAUGUAAAAAGAUGCAUCUGACACAAUUUUGAAGAAGAAUAGGGGAGUUUGCACCCCAUGUCCUGAUCGAUAUCAAUUUCUCAACAUGAUAAAACAUUAUUUGAUCAUUGCAUUAUGGUUUUGUGAGAGCUGUGUGCAUAUUUGCUUCCGUGUUUCCUGGAUUGCAAUAAUAACUUAAGUGAGUCAAAUGAUACUCCAUUUUUAUGAACAGAUUGGUUCAACUGGAAACAAUAUUGGGUGAUAUAAUCAAUGGCAAAAUCACAGAAUUGAUACGUAAGUAAAUAUAGGGUGAUUAGAUAAUACAAUCAACUAAUCAGAUCAAACUGGCAAUUAUCAUGUCCUACUUAAAAGCCCAUUAAGUAAUAAAAUGACAUAUGUUAGGAUCUGUUCAUCAUUUUGUAAAGGAAAUGGUCUAAUCUUACUCAAAUCUAUUAUUAUUUUGUAUUUCCUUUUUGAGGAACAAAUGGCAGAAUCUAUUUAGAAUUUAUUCUGUAGUCUGAAUUUGUUAAUGGAAUGACAAACCUUUUUUUGUGCACAAAAUCCCCUUUGAGUUUAGGUGGAAGAAUAACUUUCAAUCAGCAUUCCUCCAAAGGACUGACAGUCCAGAACUUGGUCUUUUCAAGCUAACAGAACAUGGUUGCCACAUGUUAUCAGAAUUUUGUAAGUCAGGCCGAAACUUGAUUAACUUCUGCGUUUCUCUAUUUCAGUCUUGCCUCUGUUUAAUUUGACAUUGGAAUGACUAGAGGAUUAUCAUUUAAUCAAUCAAAAAGUUAAUAUUGCAGAAUAAUGUGGUGUGGUGAUGUCAGUAAGUAGCUUAGUGAGGUCAGGUUUAAAAUCUACUUUUACCUUGAUAAUUGAAUUGUUUAACUUUUUGAUCAAUAUUGUAGUUAUUGCUCAUUGUACAUUUGAUUAUUACUUCAGUGAAAAUAUGUAAUUUGUUGUACAAGAAAAAUUUCAACAUUAUUAAAUAGUAUUAUUCAAAUUAACUACGAAAUAGUUUACAAUUAAGAGUCUUAAUUAUGAUCACUAUGAAUAAAUUAUGACACAUUCCAUUUAAUUGGGACUCAGAUUGGGGGAAAAAAAAUCAUGCCCAGGAGAUAGUUGCAUGCAUAUCCAGAUAAAGAUAUGACUAAAACUGUCACAGCAAUUUAAAAUAUACAUGCUUAGAAAACAAAGAGAAGUUCCAGCAUUCUCUAUUUAGAUUGAAGGUAAAUAGGUUUACAACAGAUCGAAUGGAUGCAGCAGACUUGAAGUCAGAUUUUAUAAAGUGCAGUUUGUGAAUUCUGUGGUCUUAACUGGAUGUGAUGUGAGAAUCUCAUUCAAUCCACUUUUUUUUGAGUUCAUGAUGCAAAGCUGGAGUUUAACAGAAGUAUAAGUGCAUCUAAAAUUAGCAAAAGUCAAUUAGUCAGACAAGCACUUAUAUAAAUGCUGUCCAAAGAUUUAUUCAUGUCCUGUAGUGAACUCGUAACAAGGAAGUAAAACGUCAUUGAUAUUAUAUGUGUGAAGUUUUCAAUGUUGUAGGCUUUUUGCCUAUAUAACUGAAAGAAUGCUGUGCUCUCUGAAGUACCAUCUUUCACCCCAGACACUACUAAAGGGUGUUUUUUCUUUGUUGGGGCUAGUGGUAAUCGAGGGCUCAGUGAUUGGCUUGGAAAUUGGUGACUGGAUUGGCAGUGGUACCUUCAAAUAAAUAUAUUUUUGAAUUUUUAUUGUUGUUUAUGUCCUAUCCUGUGGUUCCUUUAAGGAUGAUUUGUUUGACUGCAUAGAUAAGCUCUUCAUGAGUUCCUGCCUCAAGGCAAGUCAAGUUUGCUACAGGAUCUUCAUGGGUUGGACUCUUAAUUUAUAUAUGCAUGCCAGUAUUUUCAACUUUACUUUUGAGAUGUGUAUCCCAGAUUCUGUGAGCUCUCAAAAUUCCAAAAAGCAAGGUAGGAUUCCUCUUGUCUGUGCUUUCCACCCACCAGUAUUCAUAUUCAGUGGAUUAUUCUAUGCAAUUUCCAGUAGCUCUGAUGUGGUUUUAUUUUGGCUGUUCCCACUGGAAUUCUCUAGCUCAUGUUUGCAACUCCACUAAUUGCCUUUCCCUUUGUCUUAGCUCCUUGUGCACUUGCAGGCGAUGCAACACCAACCCGUUUAUCUUGUGCCCUCGGUGUUCAAUUCACUGUCAAAGUCCUCAAAAGCUUUGAAUGUUUUUGAAUGUCAGAUAUUCAAACAAUAACAAUUGGAAAUGUAUAAUUAUUUUAAGAUGCUGAAAUAAAAAAACUAAAAUUUAAACAUUUAAAACAUUUAACAUUUAAGCAAGUUUGAGCUCAAUUAAUUCAAAACAUUGUAAAUUCCCUCACAUAUUACCAUUGAAAUUAUUGACCUUUUUGUUCAAAUGGUGCAGAUUCUUCAGAUUUAGUGCUGGAGUGCUUCUCCCUAUUUACAAUCCUAUGCAAGACUCCAUAAGGAUUUCGACAUUGGAGUGCAUUUGUGAAAUUACUGGUGAUGAAUGGGGCCUCCAUUUUUUUCUGUGAGUAUCCUGAAUUGGCUGGGAUUGACACACAAAACAAUUUCCCAUCAAUUUCUAGCCUAAUAUUAUGUCUUCUAUGAUAAUGCUGGUGUUUUGAAAUCAUUUUGCUAAAAUGUAAUUCUAGCGGUCUGAUUUAUAGUACUGAUUAUUAAAAUUUUUUACUCCUUAAUUAACAGCUUAAUUAUAUGUGUCCCACUAUACCUGUGCAUUAGUAUUAAUUGUAUCCCUGGGAAAAGAUUGCACUGUUACUUGUAAUUGAACUCAAUUUAGUUGUGCAUUCUUUUUAAUUUGUAACAUGCAAUAUUAAAUGCUCAUCUGUUUGCUGUAACUGAUAUUAAAAUUCAGCGAGUU